Molecule: messenger RNA, 1096 nt
Organism: Protopterus annectens (West African lungfish)
Lineage: Eukaryota; Metazoa; Chordata; Ceratodontiformes; Protopteridae
Exons: 2
Coding region: 244-876 (210 amino acids)
Biological process (GO): sterol biosynthetic process
Cellular component (GO): endoplasmic reticulum
Molecular function (GO): sterol 24-C-methyltransferase activity
Source: RefSeq, a predicted model, not a curated record
GUCAUAAAGUGCACUUUGGAAAUGACUGUUGGACUAUGCGCUAAAUCUACAGCCUUUUGGCACAGUACACUUUACAUCAGACAGCUGGAGGCGCGCCGGGGAUUCAGUACCCGCUCUGUUCCUCGAUGCAGUCUGGCAGCUGCCUCAUUUUCAAACGAGGUCAUGCAGUAGCGUUUUUAGACAAGUUUGCUGGUGACUUGCUCUUUUCUUUCUGAAGUUUGCGGCGUUUAUUCUAAUGUAGAAAUGUUAAAGGCAAUUCUGGGUGAACAGCUAGGCAAGCCAACAAAGACUAUAGCAGGAUGGCUGGUAUCUUUGUUUUUCAAAACAAGGAAUGUCGUUCUUGAGGAAAAUGCAGUCAGGCUAUGCAACAUCCAGCCCGACGAUACCGUUCUGGAAGUUGGGUUUGGUCCAGGGGUUGGUCUGUCUGAAGCUGCAAAGUAUCUCACAGGACCCAAAGGAAAACUUUAUGGGAUUGAUUACUCGGAGUACAUGUAUAAAAUGGCCAGCAGGAAUCUGCAUUCCCUACUUGAGGCUGGGAGAUUAUGCCUUUUCCACGGCAGCGUGGAGAGAAUACCGUUGUCUGAUAGCACAGUGGACAAAGUGUAUCACUGUAACUGUUAUUAUUUUUGGCCAGACCUUCGAACGGGGAGCAGAGAAAUUCACCGGGUCAUGAAACCAGGUGCAGUGAUGGUGUCAACGCUUUACCUAGAGUCUAUAAUGUCAUGUGCUUCAAAGGGAAUCCUAAACAGCAAGAAAUGGGAACCGGAGCCUUACAUGGCUGCUCUGCGGGACACAGGAUUUAUAGAUGUACGAAUGGAAACAAGACAGCACAAAGGAAAAGAAUUUCAAGCAAUUUUUGCCACUGCUAUAAAAUAGCAGUGCCUUGAGCAUUUGUGCAGUUUCCCAUGGACAAAGUCCCAUCUAGCAUCAUUUGCAUAAAAACCUGCUUAAGAAUUGAGCAGUCUUAAGAUUAAAGCUUACAUUUAUUUCUUACAGCUGUUAAUGGGCAAUAUGAUAUAAUCUGUUUGCUUUAUUAAUCAAAAGUUUGACGGUGUAUGACAGUGGGCAGAUAUCAGUAAAUAUUUGCUAAUAUGGA